Messenger RNA from Strongylus vulgaris, 417 nucleotides. NCBI's taxonomy places the organism in Eukaryota, Metazoa, Nematoda, Chromadorea, Rhabditida, Strongylidae. The record is from the annotation of a GenBank genome assembly.
UUUUUUUUCAGCGAUGACCAAGGCUCAUUAAGUUCUGACGAUGAAGAGCGGAGAAGUGCAGAGGACAGCGAUAGUGAGUUUGAGGACGACGGGAAAGGAGAAAAAACGGAUAUCGAUGAAGAAUCAUCCGAUGACGGGAACGAUGACCCUAGUCGACUUCUUCAGAUGUGCAUGAACGAUAUAGAAGCUUCGAAAGACCGAUUUGAAUCUGCUACACAAGAGGAGACGGCGCGUCUUAUACUGAGAUUGGCUGCGGUUGUUGCUGAGAGCUCUAAAAAUACUGAGAUUGUUGAUGAGGUCUUUGACGAAGUUGUUAAUGCUGCAGGCACGUUUCUAAAUCGGAUUCAGCAGCCCGCUUUGUUAGGCGACGAAAGCUGUUCUUGCCCUACAAGCUUUCUUUUGCAGAAGAUAUGUUAG